This is a messenger RNA of Necator americanus (New World hookworm), 615 nucleotides long. RefSeq lists its product as uncharacterized. The record is from RefSeq and is a predicted model, not a curated record. Lineage: Eukaryota; Metazoa; Nematoda; Chromadorea; Rhabditida; Ancylostomatidae. Gene Ontology annotation, molecular function: catalytic activity. The transcript has a single exon. The coding region runs from base 1 to 615 and encodes 204 amino acids.
AUGGCGAUCUGUACUUAUAACGCACGUACGCUUGCAUCAGAAGAGGCCAUCGAAGAUCUGAUUAUGCAAGCCAAGAAGAUCAAGUACGACGUCAUCGGACUGACAGAGACGAGGCGACCUCACCCUCUCAACGCCGUAUAUGAAACCGGAGAAGAACUGUUCUUAGGAACAUGCGACAGUAGAGGUGUUGGUGGAGUUGGCGUCCUCGUCAACACGAAUAUGGCAAAGAACAUCGACUCUGUCGAACAACUUACCACCCGAAUCAGACGUCUGCGGAUAAGAAGAUGUGGUCCAACACCAGCUUUGACUAUCUUCGUCGCUUAUGCUCCAACAUCAAGCUACGAUGAAGAAGAAGUCGAAGCUUUCUAUAUGGACCUAGAAAAGUUCUACCGAGAAGAUCAUGCAUUCUACAAGGUCAUAAUUGGCGAUUUCAACGCCAACGUUGGCCCAAGAAGAAGCCCCUUAGGAACUUCACAUCGGUCUACAAUGGAAUGGCCAGAGAGAGAGGCUCUCCGAGCUCAUCAUGACGACCAAGACCAUCCAUGGGAACUCGCAAUUCCAGAAGCUCUCUUCUCUACGCUGGACAUGGGAGUCACCCGGUGGAGGGUACCAUAA